ACAAAUGGAAUGGCCAUGCACGGCGCGCGGCUUGGCAGUAGCUCUUUCUAUAUGGGCUCACUUGGGCGUAGCUUUUGUCUACUCGCCCACUCUGCAAAGCAGAAGCGGAGUGAAGUCGGUCACAUCGGAGCGGAUCAGAAUCCAGAUGGGGCUCGCCGAUGACAUGGUGCCAGCUAUUUGCAGGCGGUAUGGGGAAGCCGCUGCGGGACGAGUAAUCGAUGCGUGGAAACGGGGCAUGGUAGGAGAGGUUACCAGGAAGAAAUGGGAGGGUAAGGGCUCACAAGUGGCGGCCUCCUACAUUGAAGGCUUGGAGGCGGAGCCAUGGCACAACGUCGCUCGGUAUCCGUGGAUAGCCGCACUGGAGAAAAACGCUGGUAUCAUUCGGGACGAGCUUCGCCGCCCCUCUUCCGAAAAUGUUGGUGAUAGUGCUGAAUGGGUCCCUGCAGCCCAGGAGGACGCGGAGGCGUAUGGACCGGGCUGGCAGAAGAUGGUCCUGCAGAAUCGUGUUUGGGAUUCGGUAGCUUGCAGUCGUUUUCCCAUGACCUGUGCAAUACUGGAGGAUUGUGGCGCCCCUUCUCACGAAGUUUUCUUUGCCAGACAACGUGCGAGGUCAGGCAUAAAGCCCCACACGGAUAACUCCAAUUUCUUCGUUACUGCUCACCUUCCGCUGGAAGUGCCCGACGGAGGGGGGUGCUGGAUAAGGGUUGGCACGGACGAGAAGCGGGAGUGGCAGGAGGACAGAGUGGUCACCUUUGAUUCGAGUUUUGUGCACGAGACAAGGAACGACGCUUCGUCCGACCGAAUCAUUUUGUUGGUUAGAUUUUGGCACCCGCAACUCACCCAGGUGGAAAGAAGUGCUUUGAAUUUCAUCUUCAGCGCGCUGGAGGACUCGUCAAUUUUAGAUGAGCCGUAUGACCCAGUGCUGGAGUUGAAGGACUCGGACUCCACCGGGUCGGUGGAUGUCGAACCCAGCUUACCUGUCUCGGCGAACCUUGGCGUUGGCAGUGGAUUGGACGAGACAACUUCAACGGAGGGUACGGGACCCGCCAAAGAUAUCACCUCCAAUGGACCGCCUAAGGCCCCUGUACCUCUGCCCGCGAGUCUUGAUGGAUCACAAGGGAGCGUUGAUACGGAGGCCUUACAUCCUCCUCCAGAGGUUGACUCUGCAAAGUCCCCCAGGGUAGAAUCGGCGGAGUCAGUUUCCGCAGCCGGUAGUGUGGAGCCACAGGAGGCUAUUAGUGUGAAGCCCCUGGGAGAUGCCGCAGAGGCGGAACGCCUAGAUGGCUUCCUUGCAGAUCUGAAAUCCGAAGGGUUGCUGCCGGGUGCUGGUACGAAGGAUGAUGUUUUGGCCCAAGGACCAAAAAAUCGAAGAGAUAGAAGAAAGGCUUCCAAAGCCAGAAAGAAGGCCUCUCGACCGGGCAAAGGAAAACGGCGCUAAAGCAAUGGAAGGUUCAAAGCACGAGCAUUUUUCGCGAGGUCUUGUUGCGUUUAUAACUGAGGGGGCGAAGGUAAAGUCAUGAAGGAGAAAAGUUACAGUUG
Ectocarpus siliculosus is the source of this 1539-nucleotide messenger RNA. The record is from the annotation of a GenBank genome assembly. NCBI's taxonomy places the organism in Eukaryota, Phaeophyceae, Ectocarpales, Ectocarpaceae.